Messenger RNA from Cicer arietinum (chickpea), 2221 nucleotides. Its product is annotated as THO complex subunit 1. Gene Ontology annotation, cellular component: THO complex part of transcription export complex. Lineage: Eukaryota; Viridiplantae; Streptophyta; Magnoliopsida; Fabales; Fabaceae. The record is from RefSeq and is a predicted model, not a curated record. Gene Ontology annotation, biological process: mRNA export from nucleus.
UUAGUUAAACGCAGCGUUCUGCUCCUUUGUAUAUUUCUCUCACUCACACUCUCUUGCUUUCUGCUUCAAUUCAUCUCUUCGCUUUUUAGUGCGCCAGAAUCACAAUUCGUCAAAAUCAAGUCUUAGAGGUUCAAUAGAAAAAGUGUUUCUGUUUCAAACCCCAUCAUGGAGGUAUUUAAAAGGGCCAUAUUACAGACUGGGCCACCUGAAAGUUUUGCUUUGCAAACUGUUCAAGAAGUAAUAAAGCCUCAGAAACAGACAAAAUUGGCCCAAGAUGAGAAUCAGUCCCUAGAAAACAUUCUACGGCUGCUACUUCAGGAAUUCGUGUCAGCAGCUCUACAGAGUGGGGAGAAAGUAAUGCAAUUCGGGCAAUCAAUCGAUGCUAAUGAAACCACCCAAGGCCACAUUCCUCGCCUUCUUGAUAUAGUGCUAUAUCUGUGUGAGAAGGAACACAUUGAAGGUGGUAUGAUUUUUCAGCUGUUGGAAGACUUGACAGAAAUGUCUACAAUGAAAAACUGCAAGGAUAUUUUUGGCUAUAUAGAGAGUAAACAAGAUAUAUUGGGAAAGCAAGAACUUUUUGCUCGAGGAAAACUUGUGAUGCUGAGAACCUGCAAUCAACUUCUUCGCCGUCUUUCAAAGGCAAACGAUGUGGUCUUUUGCGGAAGAAUUCUCAUGUUUCUGGCCCAUUUCUUUCCAUUAUCAGAGCGAUCCGCUUUAAAUAUCAAGGGAGUUUUUAACACAUCGAAUGAAACAAAGUACGAGAAAAAACCCAUAGAAGGCAUAUGUAUUGAUUUCAAUUUUUAUGAAACAUUUUGGGGCUUACAGGAAUAUUUUUCUAACCCAGCUUCUAUAAUUCAUGCUCCACUAAAGUGGAAAAGAUUCACCUCCAGUUUGUCGGUUGUACUGAAUACAUUUGAAGCACAACCUUUAAGUGAUGAAGAGGGAGAUGCUAAUAAUUUGGAGGAAGAAGCAGUUAACUUUAGUAUAAAAUAUCUCACAAGCAGUAAACUAAUGGGUCUAGAGUUGAAGGAUCCAAGUUUUCGACGCCAUGUUCUUGUGCAAUGUCUCAUAUUGUUCAAUUAUUUGAAGGCCCCUGGAAAAGGUGACAAGGAAUUGCCAUCUGAAAACAUGAAAGAAGAGAUUACAUCAUGUGAAGAACGUGUUAAAAAACUUAUUGAAAUGACUCAUAUAUUAGAACGAGAAAAGAAUUGGGUUUGGUGGAAACGUGAUGGCUGCCUACCAUAUGAAAAACAACCUGCGGAUAAGAAAGCAGUACCGGAUGGGUUGAAGAAGCGUAAGCCUAGAUGGAGAUUGGGUAACAAAGAACUGUCUCAGUUGUGGAAGUGGGCAGAUCAAAAUCCGAAUGCUUUAACUGAUCCUCAGCGUGUUCAAACACCUUCAAUUAUGGAGUACUGGAAACCCUUGGCUGAAGAUAUGGAUCCUUCUGCCGGAAUAGAAGCUGAAUAUCACCACAAGAAUAACCGGGUUUAUUGUUGGAAAGGUCUUCGGCUUUCAGCACGGCAGGACUUGGAGGGAUUUUCUAAGUUUACUGAAUAUGGAGUUGAAGGGGUUGUACCACUAGAACUUUUGCCACCUGAUGUCCGAGCUAAAUAUCAAGCUAAACCAAAUGAAAGAAGUAAACGUGGUAAAAAGGAAGAUGCAAAAAACACUGCUCAUCAAGUUGAGGAAAAUCAGAUUUCUACACCUGCAGCUGAGACGGAUGGUGAAGGCAUUAGAACAGAUACCACAGCAACACCAAUGGAAUUUGAUGCUGUUGCUCUUCCAGGUAAUCAAGGUGGAACCUCAACUUCUGAUGAACUACAGAAGCUGAGCUCAGAUACUGAUAACGGGCUGGAAGCGGGUCAGUUGGAAGCGGAUGCUGAAGUUGAAGCCGGAAUCAUAGAUGAGACUGAUGCUGAUGCUGAUGUUGAUUUAGAUGCAGUUGGCUGAUAGAAAAAUUUCAGAGGAACAUUAGAAUAGUAGAUGCCAGCAUCCAUUUUUUAGUGACAAAGAUAAGCUGCAAGCAACAUUCUUCCCCAAAAUUAGGUCAUGUUAAAGGCAUCUUGUUUUAUUUCAAAUGACAUGAAGGAAAUUAUUUUAAUUUUUUGUAUAACAUCAGUUGGAAGUGGUUUUCUCAAUGUAGAGUGACAAUAUAAACAUUUGUACUUGUAUGGUGAAAAAAUGAAAUGAAAUGAAAUAUACUCAAUUAAUUUUCCCAUCA